Monopterus albus (swamp eel) is the source of this 1945-nucleotide messenger RNA. RefSeq names its product zinc finger protein 761-like. Gene Ontology annotation, molecular function: DNA-binding transcription factor activity, RNA polymerase II-specific; RNA polymerase II cis-regulatory region sequence-specific DNA binding. Gene Ontology annotation, biological process: regulation of transcription by RNA polymerase II. Bases 33 to 1361 code for a protein of 442 amino acids. NCBI's taxonomy places the organism in Eukaryota, Metazoa, Chordata, Actinopteri, Synbranchiformes, Synbranchidae. The transcript has 2 exons. The record is from RefSeq and is a predicted model, not a curated record.
UGGGAGCACCACGUGGCGGCAACAAACGCAACAUGGAUUUCGUUAAGGAGGACCUUUGCACAAAUGGGAUUAAAGAAAUGAAUCUCGAUCAGGAUUUCGUCCACCAGGACCACUACAAGGGCAAAAUUAAGGAUGAGAAUCACGAUCCAGAUUUCAUUCACCAGGCCCACUACGUAAGUGAAAUAAAGGAGGAGAAACAGGACUCGGAUUUCGUCGAUCAGGACCACUACAAGGGCGGAAUGAAGGAGGAGAACCAGGACCAGGACUUCGUCCAACAGGACCCCUACAAGAGCGAAAUGAAGGAGGAGAACCACGAUCCAGAUUUCACUCAGCAGGCCCACUAUAAAAGUGAAAUAAAGGAGGAGAACCCGGACCUGGAUUUCAUUCACCAGGACCACUACAACAGCGAAUUGAAGGAGGAGAACCCGGACCAGGAUUUCAUGGACCAGGCCGGAGACAAGAGCGGAGUGAAUGAGGUGAACCGGGACCCGGACCACCGCAGCAACGAGCCCGCGCGGAGGAACAAAGCGGACUCGUCCUCUGGUCCCAGCGCCCAACAGAAAAAGAGGCGUAGAAAGACACCCAGUCAUCACUGCUGUCAGCAAUGUGACAAAGCCUUCCUAAGACCAUCACAUCUAAGGAUCCACCAGAGAUCUCACACUGGAGACAAACCAUACAGCUGUGACCACUGUGGACGAAUGUUCACUAAGAAAAGUAACUUAAGCCGACACCAACAAAUUCAUACUGGAGAGCAGCCGUACAGUUGCGACUACUGUGGAAAAACUUUCAAUCAGAAGAGCCACUUAAAUCAACAUCAACGAAUGCACACAGGAGAGAGGUCAUACAUCUGUGACCACUGUGGGAAAACCUUUACUCUGAAAUCUCAUUUAAACCGACAUCAACAAAUUCACUCUAGAGAAAAACUGUACCGAUGUGACCACUGUGGGAAAAUAUUUACUUCGAAAAUGGAAUUAAAUGUCCAUCGACGAAUUCAUACAGGGGAGAGCCCAUACAGGUGUGACCAAUGUGGAAGGAUGUUCACUAAGAAGAGUAACUUAAGACAGCAUCAACAAAUUCACACCGGAGAGCAGCCAUACACCUGUAACCACUGUGGGAAAACCUUUACUCAGAAGAGCCACUUAAAAGAGCAUCGACGAAUUCAUACAGGUGAGAGGCCGUACAGUUGUGACCAGUGUGGACGAAUGUUCAGUAAGAAGAGCAACUUAAGGCAACAUCAACAAAUUCACACUGGAGAGCAGCCGUACAGGUGCAACCAGUGUGGAGAAACCUUUACUCGGAAGUCUUAUUUAAACCGACAUCAACAAAUUCACUCUAGGGAAGGGAAAAAUAUUCAGAUGUGAGCAGUCUGGAAAGUUUUUCACUCAAGCAGGAACCUUAAAUGUAUAGUCAAUGAUUCUAGCAAAAGAAUGUUUACAUUUUGAACAUCAAGAACAGAAAUCCACAAGUCGUUUCAGUUUGAAGCCCGUAACCAUGUCACUCAUAGUUCAUGAACGUGUAUUACCACGGCAGUGAUACUAGUGACUAAGGGAAGAGCCAAUGCUAAGGGAGAUGUAGAAAAACUAGCAAUUAGGGCAUAACGUGCCAAAGCAGCUACAGACGCCACUAUUAUUCUCUCAUAACCAUCUCCAGCUGUUUAUAGCUGAAAAUAGAUCAACUGCAAACUAGCAAUUUAGCUGAAUGUCCCAGGGAAAGUUGAUUUAGCAAACAGGCUAAUGUGACGCAGAUAAUACCCAGUUUGCUAAUGUAACAUUACCACAAAGAUUAACCUAUUACCAUAACGAUUUUCAGUGGCACAUGUCAAAUCACUGACCCAACUGUCCAGCAGAAUAAGAAUCCCAUUUAAAUCGUGGAACUCUCCAUUUCUGGAAAGCAGUACAUAGCUUUGUUUACACGCGUUUCCAACUUUGAUUAAUGUUAUAGUAGU